Molecule: messenger RNA, 2667 nt
Organism: Sesamum indicum (sesame)
Lineage: Eukaryota; Viridiplantae; Streptophyta; Magnoliopsida; Lamiales; Pedaliaceae
Product: neutral/alkaline invertase 3, chloroplastic
Biological process (GO): sucrose catabolic process
Cellular component (GO): chloroplast
Molecular function (GO): sucrose alpha-glucosidase activity; endo-alpha-N-acetylgalactosaminidase activity
Source: RefSeq, a predicted model, not a curated record
ACUGCGAGUAGUGUGAGGGUCGCAAUAUCCGAGUGCAGACUCAGAGUAGUGGUGCACCAAUUUUCUACGUCUUUUCCUUUUCUUCAAAUUAUCUACGUGUUCGGGUUAACCGACUAAAGAAUUGGAGAGGUCCACGUGUCCCCAUAACUCGUAAAUAUCACGAAAUAAUGUCCGAACCGGGGGGCCCUGUUUCUCCCAGUUCCGCCGAGUCAACUCUGUCGAGCGCCCAUCGCCGACCACCACCCGCCGCUGUGCUCGAUUUCCGUCUUCCACCGUAUUUCUUCCGGCGAUUCCCCUAAAUCCUCUCGCCGGAAGAAAAAAGUUACCUCUACGACGAAAUCAAGAACAUCAAACACUAGUUUAACCAAGGGGAAGGCCGAAUUAUAAACUGGUGGUUCCGAUGGCUGCUUCAGAAGCAGCCUUACAAGUUCUGUUUGGGGCAGUACCAUCGCAAACUUAUACAAACUUGAGAUCAACUUCACUGCUUUCCUGUAAGUAUAGCUUCAAGAGCCAAAAAUGCACAUCACAAAAGGCCCGGGGGAUUUUUCGAAUUUAUGCGGGAAGCCAUGUGAUUAGAAAGACAGAUGGUACUUUUCGAGGGGGACAAAAUAAUCAAUCAAAACCUCUGCGUUGCAAUUGCACUGGGGCUGAAAGUGUUUGGGAGGCUUCUAGGGAUGAUGGAAGUAAAGGAGUGGUCAAUGGUGUGGCCAAGGAUCUUGAUAAUCAAAGUCUUGAGGCAACACAGCAUUUCAAAUAUGAAAAGGAAGAUCUUCUGUCUAAUGAUAAAUUAGCAUCAGAUACAGCAGUGGGUAAGACCUUUAGUGGAGCUGGUGCAAACUCUUUGGAGGAUGAAGCAUGGAAUUUGUUGCGAGCAUCAAUGGUGUAUUAUUGUGGCAAUCCAGUUGGAACCAUCGCUGCUAAUGAUCCAAGUGACUCAAACACUCUCAACUAUGAUCAAGUGUUUAUUCGUGAUUUUAUACCUUCUGGGAUCGCUUUCCUAUUAAAGGGAGAAUAUGAAAUUGUUAGGAACUUUAUCCUUCACACUUUGCAGCUGCAGAGUUGGGAAAAAACCAUGGAUUGCCAUAGUCCUGGACAAGGACUAAUGCCAGCAAGUUUUAAAGUGCGUGUUGUGCCUCUAGAUGGUGAUGAUUCUGCUACUGAAGAGGUCUUAGAUCCUGACUUUGGUGAAGCAGCAAUUGGUCGGGUAGCACCAGUUGAUUCUGGUUUGUGGUGGAUCAUAUUGUUACGCGCAUAUGGAAAAUGCUCUGGAGACCUUUCAGUCCAGGAAAGGAUUGAUGUACAGACAGGCAUUAAGAUGAUUUUAAAGCUUUGUUUAGCAGAUGGUUUCGAUAUGUUUCCAACUUUACUGGUAACAGAUGGAUCAUGCAUGAUAGACCGUCGCAUGGGUAUCCAUGGCCACCCACUUGAAAUUCAGGCGUUAUUCUAUUCAGCUCUGCUGUGUGCACGCGAGAUGCUUGCCCCGGAGGAUGCUUCUGCUGACCUUGUCAGGGCGCUUAACAAUCGUUUAGUAGCUUUAUCGAUUCACAUCCGAGAGUACUAUUGGAUUGACAUGAAGAAGCUGAAUGAAAUUUAUCGAUACAAGACAGAAGAGUACUCUUUUGAUGCGGUUAACAAGUUCAACAUCUACCCAGAUCAAAUUCCUCCGUGGCUUGUGGAAUGGAUGCCAAACAAAGGAGGCUAUCUUAUCGGAAACCUGCAGCCUGCACACAUGGACUUCCGUUUCUUUUCACUGGGAAAUUUGUGGGCUAUAGUCUGCAGUCUCGCUACAGCAGAUCAGUCACACGCGAUAUUAGAUCUUAUUGAAGCCAAAUGGUCUGAUCUAGUGGCUGACAUGCCGCUAAAAAUUUGUUACCCUGCUCUAGAGGGCCAGGAAUGGCGAAUAAUCACGGGCAGCGAUCCAAAAAACACUCCUUGGUCUUACCACAAUGGAGGUUCCUGGCCAACCUUGAUCUGGCAGCUGACUGUGGCGUGCAUAAAAAUGAAUAGACCAGAGAUUGCUGAAAAGGCGAUCAGAGCUGCUGAAAAACGUUUAGCGAGAGACAAGUGGCCUGAAUACUAUGACAGUAAAGGAGCAAGAUUCAUAGGGAAACAGGCACACCUCUUCCAGACCUGGUCUAUUGCCGGAUAUCUGGUGGCAAAACUCCUUAUUGCAAACCCGAGUGCUGCAAAUAUCUUAAUUAACAUGGAGGAUGCAGAGCUACUGAGUGUCUUUUCUUGGGCACUAAAUGCUAAUCCAAGGGGAAAACGUUCCCGAAAAGGACCAAAGCAGAGCUUCAUCAUAUGAAUUCGUAUAUCAAACAUGAAAGCUGCGAAGAUCUGUAAGAGCAAGAAAUGCCAUAUGCCAUAAUCUGUUUUGAACCUUGUCUGCCUGCUGUUGCUGGGGCCGUGUGUCAAUUACAAGAUCUGAGUGGAGAGACAGAGGCAAGUAAUAUAGGAUCUCAUUCAUAGUUCAGCUCUGUAUAUGGUGAGCUGUUAUAGAAGUAUAUCAUUCAUGAACUUAUGAUAGCACUUAGGUGCGCUUUUCUCGUUCAUUUUUUAUUAUCUCCGCCGGGUGAUAUAACUUAGGGAAUUUUGUUGGCUGUAAGUUGACGUCUGUAUCCAACUUAGUACGUUAUUGAAUUACAGGAGAUUAGCUUGUUUGUUUAU